GUUACAGUAGUUUAUCCAUGAACGUCAACCAAGCCGGACAGCUGAAACUGGCACACCCUGAUCUUUAUAGACAAGCAUCUUAUCAUUAAAUAUUUAACGACUCAACAAGUCAUUAAAUUUAAAUUGUAAACAUGGUAGAAAAGUCAAAACGUGAUUAUGGACCUCUUGAUGCAGUCCAGGAGGCAAUGGGUGUUAUGGGCCCAUGGCAAAUAUUAAUUGCAAUUGCCUUGUCACUUGUAAAUAUUCCAGUGGCUUGGCAGCAAUUGUCAAUCGCUGUAAUAGCACCAAAAACUUCAUUUACAUGUAAUAUACCUGCAACAAUAAGUGGAGCAGUAUCUUCUCAUGAUGCUUGUGCUUACUCGACAGUUGUCAAUAAUGUUAGUGUUUCUCAUGAAUGCAUUGAUUUCACAUUUCAUAACGAGGGUCUUAAUAGCACAAUGAUUACUGAACAUAAUCUUGUAUGUGGCAGAAGUUCAUUGAAAAAUUUUGCUCAAGCAUUCACUAUGCUUGGUAUCCUUGCUGGAAAUAUGUUAUUUGGUACACUUGCUGAUAAGUAUGGUAGAAAAAUUCCACUACUAGUUGCUUUGGUACUACAAGUUGUAAGUGGAUUGCUAAGUGCAAUUGUACCAUGGUACACUGUUUUUGCAAUAUUAAAAGUUAUUUCAGCUUUUGCAACUGGUGGCACUAUGUUGGUCAGUUUUGUCCUUCUUAUGGAAAUUGUUGGCAUUGAAUGGCGAUCAACAUUGUCAGUUUUAUUCCACAUUCCAUUUGUAUUAGGCCAUAUGUCGAUUGCUUUAAUAGCAUACGUAACUGGUACAUAUUUUUCAUACUCAUUGGCAAUAUCUCUACCAUCAAUGUUUUUAUUGUCCUACUACUGGUUAAUACCUGAGUCACCAAGAUGGUUAUUGGCAGCUGGAAAAAUUGAAGAAGCAAGAGCAAUAUUAGAAGAAGCAGCAACUAAAAAUAAUAUACCAUUGGAAAAAGUUAAUGCAGCAAUUGAAUUUCAUAGUAAUCAAAAUGUUAAAGAUAACAAGGAUAAUAAUCAAAAUACCUACAGUAUGCUUGAUUUAUUUAAAACACCAAACUUGAGAAUUCGUACUAUUUGCAUUGCAUUCAACUGGUUAGUUUGUGGUUUUUGUUUCUUUGGAUUGGCACACUAUGUUAGUCGUUUAGAUGAACGUAUCUAUUACAAUAUAUUUAUAUCAGCUGCUUUUGAAUUGGGAGGCAUUAUGAUUGUUUGGAUUUUCAUUCAUCGAGUUUCUCGUUUAAAACUAUUGAUGUGUGGUAAUGUAAUUGCUGGCAUUAGUUUAUUGGUACUGACAAUUGUUACUGGUGAAGCUCAAGUAUGGAUUAUAUCUGUUGGUUGUUGUGCCAUGUCUGUCAGUUUUACUGUUGUUUAUCUUUACUCCAGUGAACUCUUUCCAACUGUUGUACGAAAUAAUGGUAUUGCAUUGUGCAGUGUUUCUGCUAGAAUUGCUAGUACUGUUGUACCAUUUAUUGCAACAUCUGGUGAAUCAACAAAAGAUAAUAAUGAUUGGCUUGUAUCUGUUAUUUUUGGUGUUGGUCCAUUAAUUGGAGCUGCUCUUUGUAUUUUUCUACCAGAAACAAUGGACUGUCAAUUGCCAGAAACUAUUGAGGAUGGUGAAAACUUUGGAAAAAAAAUCCAAAGUAUUCCUGUUGAUGAAGAAGCUAAGUAAAAGAGUAAAUUUAAAAUUCUGGUAAUUAAUUUUUACUCUUUUUAUUAUUUAAAAUUAUUAUAAAACAUGGUACUAUACGAA
Molecule: messenger RNA, 1778 nt
Organism: Aphidius gifuensis
Lineage: Eukaryota; Metazoa; Arthropoda; Insecta; Hymenoptera; Braconidae
Product: organic cation transporter protein-like
Exons: 6
Coding region: 132-1697 (521 amino acids)
Biological process (GO): transmembrane transport
Cellular component (GO): membrane
Molecular function (GO): transmembrane transporter activity
Source: RefSeq, a predicted model, not a curated record